UGUGUUUGUGUGUGUGUGUGGGGGUGUGAGUGCCUGGCUCGCUCUUGCUGAGACACACACACUCACACACACACAUACACACAACCCUCUAGCUCGUCUGAACUUGAAGGCACCCCACAUUCCAAGAUGCCCGAGGUUCCCGGGAAUGCCUAGGGUGCUUCUAUCUGGAGACUCCUACCAGUAUCUUCCUAGGGAGGGAUUUUCCUUUUUCUUUCUUUCUUUUCUUUUCUUUUUUUUUUCCCUCUUUUUUAAAAUCUGGAAGAGAAGAGAGCAAGUUGUGCUUUUUCCUCCCUUCUUGCUAAAUGCCAUGGAUAUAACUGAAUAAGCCGCUCGGGGCUCUCCCUCGUGGACGUCCGAGGCCACCAUCUGCCAGCGUUUGCCGAAGCCGGAGGGCUUAGCUAGAGCCUGUCUAGGGCGGGGAAGGAUGCGUGGUCGAACCGGGGAACCCGGGCACCCUGCGGAGCCGGCCUUGGUGCCUCCCAGCCUGGGUUAGAUGCUGCCUCGCCCAGGCACCUCGGCGGCCUGAGUGACCAGACCAUGGAGACCCUGCUUGGUGGUCUGCUGGCGUUUGGCAUGGCGUUUGCCGUGGUUGACGCCUGCCCCAAGUACUGUGUCUGCCAGAAUCUGUCUGAGUCACUGGGAACCCUGUGCCCCUCCAAGGGGCUGCUCUUCGUGCCCCCGGACAUCGACAGGAGGACAGUGGAGCUGCGCCUGGGUGGCAACUUCAUCAUCCACAUCGGUCGCCAGGACUUCGCCAACAUGACAGGGCUGGUGGACCUGACCCUGUCCAGAAACACCAUCAGCCACAUCCAGCCCUUCUCCUUUCUGGACCUUGAGAGCCUGCGUUCCCUGCACCUGGACAGUAACCGGCUGCCCAGCCUCGGGGAGGACACCCUGAGGGGCCUGGUCAACCUGCAGCACCUCAUUGUGAACAACAACCAGCUGGGCGGCAUCGCCGAUGAGGCCUUCGAGGACUUCCUGCUGACGCUGGAGGACCUGGACCUGUCCUACAAUAACCUCCAUGGCCUGCCCUGGGGCUCCGUUAGGCGUAUGGUCAACCUCCACCAGCUGAGCCUGGACCACAACCUGCUGGAUCACAUUGCCGAGGGCACCUUCGCCGACCUGCAGAAGCUGGCCCGCCUUGACCUCACCUCCAACCGGCUCCAGAAGCUGCCCCCAGACCCCAUCUUUGCCCGCUCCCAGGCCUCUGCUCUGACCGCCACACCCUUCGCUCCACCCCUGUCCUUCAGUUUUGGGGGGAACCCACUGCACUGUAAUUGCGAGCUUCUCUGGCUGCGGAGGCUUGAGCGGGACGAUGACCUGGAGACCUGUGGGUCCCCCGGGGGCCUCAAGGGGCGCUACUUCUGGCACGUGCGCGAGGAGGAGUUUAUGUGUGAGCCGCCGCUCAUCACUCAGCACACACACAAGCUGCUGGUUCUGGAGGGCCAGGCGGCCACGCUCAAGUGCAAGGCCAUCGGGGACCCGAGUCCCCUCAUCCACUGGGUGGCCCCUGAUGACCGCCUGGUGGGGAACUCCUCACGGACCGCAGUGUAUGACAAUGGCACCCUGGACAUCCUCAUCACCACAUCUCAGGACAGCGGGGCCUUCACCUGCAUCGCUGCCAACGCCGCCGGGGAGGCCACAGCCACCGUGGAGGUCUCCAUCGUGCAGCUGCCACACCUCAGCAACAGCACCAGCCGCACGGCGCCCCCCAAGUCCCGCCUCUCAGACAUCACUGGCUCCAGCAAGACCAGUCGAGGAGGUGGAGGGAGUGGGGCUGGGGAGCCUCCCAAAAGCACCCCAGAAAGGGCCGUGCUAGUGUCGGAUGUGACCACCACCUCGGCCCUGGUCAAGUGGUCGGUCAGCAAGUCAGCGCCGCGAGUGAAGAUGUACCAGCUGCAGUACAACUGCUCCGACGAUGAGGUACUGAUUUACAGGAUGAUCCCAGCUUCCAACAAAGCCUUCGUGGUCAACAACCUGGUGUCAGGGACUGGCUAUGACCUGUGCGUGCUGGCCAUGUGGGAUGACACGGCCACGACGCUCACGGCCACCAACAUCGUGGGCUGCGCCCAGUUCUUCACCAAGGCCGACUAUCCGCAGUGCCAGUCGAUGCACAGCCAGAUCCUGGGCGGCACCAUGAUCCUGGUCAUCGGCGGCAUCAUCGUAGCCACGUUGCUGGUCUUCAUUGUCAUUCUCAUGGUGCGCUACAAGGUCUGCAACCACGAGUCCCCGGGCAAGAUGGUGGCCGCCACGGUCAGCAACAUGCACUCGCAGACCAACGGCUCCCAGCCGCCGCCUCUCACCCUGGCUCCAGGCGGCGUACCCAGCGGGGCCUCGAGCGGCGUCCCUGCGCCAGGGCCGCCCAAGGUGGUGGUCCGCAAUGAGCUGGUGGAGUUCAGUGCCAGCCUAGCCCGAGGCAGCGACUCCUCUUCCUCCAGCUCCCUGGGUAGUGGGGAAGCCGCGGGGCUGGGAAGGGGCCCCUGGAGGCUCCCCCACCCCGGCCCCCGGCCCAAACCCAAUCUUGACCGCUUGAUGGGGGCUUUUGCCUCCCUGGACCUCAAGAGUCAGAGAAAGGAGGAGCUGCUGGACUCUAGGACUCCAGGCGGGAGAGGGUCUGGGACCUCCGCCAGGGGCCAGCCCUCGGACCGAGAGCCACUGCUGGGACCGCCUGCGGCCCGGGCCAGGAGCCUGCUCCCCUUACCCCUGGAGGGCAAGGCCAAACGCAGCCACUCUUUCGACAUGGGGGACUUUGCUGCUGCGGCAGCUGGAGGGGUCGCCCCAGGUGGCUACAGCCCCCCUCGGCGGGUCUCGAACAUCUGGACAAAACGCAGCCUCUCUGUCAAUGGCAUGCUCUUGCCUUUUGAGGAGAGUGACUUGGUGGGGGCCCGGGGGACUUUCGGCAGCUCAGAGUGGGUGAUGGAGAGCACCGUGUAGGCCUGGGGGAUGGGCAG
Condylura cristata (star-nosed mole) is the source of this 2951-nucleotide messenger RNA. RefSeq names its product leucine rich repeat and fibronectin type III domain containing 2 (gene LRFN2). The transcript is spliced from 3 exons. Gene Ontology annotation, cellular component: cell surface; postsynaptic density membrane. NCBI's taxonomy places the organism in Eukaryota, Metazoa, Chordata, Mammalia, Eulipotyphla, Talpidae. Gene Ontology annotation, molecular function: protein binding. The record is from RefSeq and is a predicted model, not a curated record. Bases 538 to 2934 code for a protein of 798 amino acids.